Messenger RNA from Danio rerio (zebrafish), 1197 nucleotides. It is a transcript of the gene arl6ip5b, whose product is annotated as ARF like GTPase 6 interacting protein 5b. NCBI's taxonomy places the organism in Eukaryota, Metazoa, Chordata, Actinopteri, Cypriniformes, Danionidae. The record is from RefSeq and is marked provisional. Gene Ontology annotation, cellular component: cytoskeleton; membrane; plasma membrane.
GUCAGUGAUCCGGAGGCAUCAUGGCAGGGAUGGAGCUCGCACCGAUGAGACCAUGGGACGAUUUUUACCCGGGUGUCGACCGAUUCUCCAAACCCGAUGUGUCGGAUUUAAGCAAAUGGAAUAACAGAGUGAUCAGCAAUCUGCUUUAUUUUCAGACAAAUUACUUUGCUGCCGCCAUCGUCGUGUUUCUGAUUGUCGGUUUUCUGAACCCGGUGGGCAUGUUUCUGGGUGGCGCGGUGGUGGCUCUGGUCUUCAUGGGCUCGGUGUGGGCCGGAGAGAAUAAAACCAUCAUCAAGAACUUUAAGAAGAAAAACCCCAGCCUGUUUGUGGUGGCUGUGAUGGGAAUCAGCUACUUCCUGUUGUCUCUGUGUGGAGGAGUGAUGGUGUUUCUCUUUGGUAUCACCUUCCCCAUGCUCUUGAUCCUGAUCCACGCUUCCCUGAGACUGCGCAGCGUGAAGAACAAGCUGGAGAACAAAAUCGAGGGCAUUGGCCUGAAGAAGACGCCCAUGGGGGUCAUCCUGGACCUGCUGGACCAACAAGAGGAGAAAAUAAACAAAAUCCAAGAUUUCCUGGAGAGUAAGAUUAAAGAUUGAGCGUCGAGCACAUCAGUGUCAAACACAUCCCACCACUGUUUGCUCUUUGUUUUAUUUUGACAACCAAAUGCCAAACUGGGAACAUCUUUUAAAUACCAAAGUAUGACAAUGUCCCGAAAGCGUGUUACACGAUAAGAUGUCGAAUCACUAAAAUAGGAUUGGAUCGUUUGUUUCGGAGCAUCAAUCAGUCUGUUAUCUUAUCCUGACGUGCUACACUCAUGGAUCUUGUGUUUGCAGUUUCCUUUGUGUAUGUUUUCUUUUAUACAUAAAUAAAUAUGCAUCAAUGUGUAUAGAUAUGCUUGAUGUAUGUCUAUAGACAGAGUCACUGAAGGCACUUUGAAAUAUUUAUCGUCAUAAAAACGAUAACUUAUUUUUCCCCAACGGCAAAAGGUAUUGUUAUUCUCCAAUUGCACAUUUAUACUAGAAAAGUGUUGGAAAAUGCUGGGAUAUGAGCUGGUGUGAUUUGCAGAGAAGUGCUAAAUUGCAUGUUUUUAUUUUUUUUGGCUAGCAGAACCGCUGCAGUGAAACAAACGUUCACUUUCUUGUGAUUAUUAAUGCACAAUUAUCGUUUGCUUGCUGGUUUGAAGAGAACUAAUAAACGUGG